GAUUUGUACAUUAUUUGAGACAUACUUUCAAAUGUCAAACAAAUGAGUCUUUGUUUACAAAACAUUUGAAACACUCAAAAGACUCAGUGUUUUGUCGGUCAACGGAUCCCAAGACUAGACAUGAGUUCUUUAAACCAAAGCAACAACGGCUCAAAUGGCAUCAAAUGGAUGUCUUCGUCGACAUUGAGUCUAAUUAACCGCAUAUUUGACACCAUUUUAUUGGUAUCCGUCCUCUCGUACCAGAACUGGACGCUUAGCUAUUACUUGACGUCAUUUAAUGGACACAACAGUCUUUGGUAUUUCCUAUUCUUCGCCGACUUUCUUCUGGCCUUUGUGUUCAUAUCGGGCGCUGUCCUCGGAUGCCGUCAUUACCGCAGAGUUAAUGUCUUAAAGCGAUCGACAACUUUGAACCCGUCCUCAGAUGACAACGGAUUGCAAACAAAUGAACCAAAUGAUAAGAAACGAGUGAAUAAACUAAGAGUUUGUAACAUAACUAUUCCUCGAGUGUUGGGAAGUCUACCACUUCUAUGGAUUUGUUGGCUUUUAUACACAGUGUUGUUGUCGACCAAAAUAUUUGUCCUCAAUUUGCAGAACAUUACUCUCGAGUUAUAUAAGUCAUCCGUAACUCAGGACUCUCGAGUGGAUGCCGAGCCCCACACCAUCCGUCUCUGUCUGGCUCUCAUGACUCUUGUAUUCAUUCUAUGGGUUGACAUUCAUCGCAACCCUAAGAAUAAGCUUUCCCUCGACUGCAUCAAAGAGUUGGACACAAUAACAGUGAUUGAGAUCUUCGACUCAAUCGACUUGUUAGACCUCUUGCUGCCGGACUCUCCCAGAGAGAUGUCAUCGGGUUUACAACAUUCCCAAUGGGUUACAGUAGUGGUGUUGAUGUUGUCCACAAUCAAUCUAAUGCUUCCGACCACUGGAUUAUACCGUUUAAGUAAAAGUGAUUUCGUUUCACAUAAACUCAAUCUCCGAAUGAAUAUUUUACACGAUUCCCUACGAAUACUAUUGGUUAAUCUGCCGUAUCUAUUGCUAAGACUCGCCUUUUGGGUCUCUAUUAACAAAGAAAUCUCAUUAUUCCUCUUCAAAAACGCGUUGUUCGUCUUCGUCCACAUCCGACACAUUGUCACUGAAGUCCAUGAAUACAGAAGUUUAAACAAAAAACCCAAAGAAACUGAAUUAUCAUUAGCCGUGGUCUCCGAUGAGAACAAUUCCCGGAACAAUGGAAUCGAUGAUUAAUCUCUUCAUUUGAAUCUCAUUAAGUCUGACAACGAAUUAUUUUUUAUAAGAUUACUUUUGACGCCAAAGAUAUCGUGACUAUAAUUAUUAAUGCAUUUAAUGUUAUUUCUCAAAAACUGAUGGUUAAAAGUGCCAAACACUUAAAGCCUUUACUUGUAUUGUACUUAUUGUAUAGUACUUCCAAAUGUACUCUAAUUUUUAAUAUUUAUAAAUCAAUUAUAGCUAAUAAUGUUUGCCUUUUUCAUAAAAAUGAAACUCAUUGUAAUUGACACGUCUAUUGACUGCCAACUUAUUAAAUGCAAUUUCCAAAUACAAGAAUAAAUAAAUAUUGAAUUUUUAUUUA
Messenger RNA from Medioppia subpectinata, 1582 nucleotides. Lineage: Eukaryota; Metazoa; Arthropoda; Arachnida; Sarcoptiformes; Oppiidae. The record is from the annotation of a GenBank genome assembly.